Molecule: messenger RNA, 793 nt
Organism: Trypanosoma cruzi
Lineage: Eukaryota; Euglenozoa; Kinetoplastea; Trypanosomatida; Trypanosomatidae
Product: copper-transporting ATPase-like protein, putative
Exons: 1
Biological process (GO): copper ion homeostasis
Cellular component (GO): membrane
Molecular function (GO): P-type divalent copper transporter activity; ATP binding; ATP hydrolysis activity
Source: RefSeq, a predicted model, not a curated record
UGAGGCCGUUGUUCGUUGCAGAUCUCAGAAUAACGAACUCAAGGUGCACGUCGGCUUUCUUGCCAUGAUGCGAGAGGGUAAUAUUCAUGUUCCCCCGGAAAUUGAACAAGCUGUGCGGCAGCAGAACAACAUGGGCAGAACCACAGUUGUCGGAGCCGUGAAUGGCGUCGCGCGGCUUUUGGUUGCUCUCGCGGAUGAACCCAAGGAAGAGGCUGCUGGAGUCGUGCGCUUCUUGCACCGACAGGGAUUCCGGGUGCUCAUGGUCACAGGGGACAACGAGGGUGUUGCGGCACGUGUGGCAAGUGCGGUUGGCAUCCAACAUGAAAACCUUCACGCAGAAGCUCUUCCCACAACUAAGGCCAGCAUCGUCCGACAACUUCAAUCCGAGGGCGAUUGUGUCAUUUUUGUUGGUGACGGAAUCAAUGAUAGUCCGGCGCUGGCGCAGGCAGACGUUGGCAUAGCUCUGGGCGCCGGAACUCAAAUAGCUAUUGAGGCUGCAGACGCGGUACUUAUAAGCAAUAGCUUAGUUGACAUCCUAAACCUGCGGGCUCUUUCCAUCGCCACGGUCAAGCGGGUAUACGGCAAUUUUUUCUGGGCCUUUGGCUACAAUCUAUGUAUACUUCCUCUUGCAAGUGGGAUGUUUUAUCCUGUUAUUCAUUUUAAGCUACCCCCCAUUUUAGCUGCUGCGGCCAUGGUUUUUUCCAGCAUAAGUGUCCUUUUAUCUAGUCUCUCAAUCAGGUGGUUUGCGCCCUACGAGGCAAGGAUGAAUACUGCACUCCCCCCCAAGUGGUGA